GAGCAGAACAACACGGCCAACUCGCAGAAGCGCUCCUUCCGCAGAGCCGAGCUGCGUCGCUUCUACACCAUCGACACAGGCCAGAAGAAGUCAGGCGAGCGAAAAGAAAGAAGAAUGUCCUUCCAGAAGCCCAAAGGCACGAUGGAGUACACGGCAGGUGCCCAGGAUACGCUGAACAGCAUUGCUCUCAAAUUCGACACCACUCCUAAUGAGCUGGUACAACUCAACAAACUUUUUUCACGCAUGAUAGUUCCAGGACAGAUGCUGUACACUCCAGACCCAGACUAUAUGUCCAGAUGGAGUUCCCCAUCUGCGAGUCCUGUCAGCCCGCUGUCUCCUACGUCUUCAGAGGCCGAGUUUGAGAAACUGCAGGACACGGAGCCAGCGACGCAGCGACCGUCGGAGAGGCCCGCGCCCGCAACGUCAUCGCCCAAUCCUGCCCGGUCGGCUCGCGUUGUCUCGUCCACGUCGGAGGAGGAGGAAGCGUUGAGCGAGCGCUUCCUCAAGAUCAACUGCAAGUACAUCACCAACGGAAAGGGAGUGGUGGGAGGGGUGCUUCUGGUCACACCAAACAACAUCAUGUUUGAUCCUCACAAGCUUGACCCCCUGGUGGUAGCGAACGGCUGUGAGGAGUAUGGAAUUAUUUGUCCAAUGGAUGAAGUGAUAUCUGCAGCCAUGUACCACGAUAUCGUCAACACCAAGAUAAAGGAUGUCACUCCGAUGUGCGUUAACAUUUUCACUUGGAUGAACUUGGCAUUGGGGAAGAAGACGAGCAGCAUCAGACCACACGGCGAGGAGCGGGAGUCCCGGCUCGUGGAGGCGGGCAACGACAGCGCAAGCACCGCACCAAAAAGCACCGAGGAGUCUCUCUCGGAAGAGGUGUUCACGGAAUCGGAGUUGUCUCCCAUUCGGGAGGAGGUCGCCUCUUCGGAUGAACUCGAGCAGUCAUCGAGGUCAGCCGAGGGCCUUGCCAACAACAGUGGUUCUGACAAGACGCUCACGGCUUCAGAGCCGCCGGAGCUGUGUGCGGGUUCUGCUCAGGACGAAGCUCGGACCACGGGCGACAGCGGUUUCGUCACCAGCCAUUCGCAGGAUGCCGGUGAUGCAUCUCUAGGGGGCCGUGAUCUGAACAGCACCGAGAGCCAAGGCUCCUCCAGUGAUACCACGACACAGACCACCUGCCACGAGGUCUCUAUUGAAGCGGACGGAGACGGAUCGAAGUCCUGCGAUCAUUUGGACGGCAGCGAGAAAGCCAAAGACGAGCGGGCGUCCGCUGAACCAGAGACGGGCGCCGAAGCCCCGGCAGAAUCUGAACCAAACGCUUCAGUCGAAAAAGAGCCUGAGAAAGUUAACGAAGGUGCCAAGGGAGUUGUAGGGCAGACAGAAGAACUCGAGGAGCUAAGAAAGAUGUGGAAGUCGCACACAUUGCAGCAUACGCGAGAGCAGAGAGAUAACAUACAGCAUGCAGAGCAGCAACCCACUGUCAUGAAAUUUUCCUUCUGUUUUCCUGUCAUCCCUGCAGAUGUCUUCUCCAGUGAAAAACGGGUGAAGAAGGCAGUCAUGUUCCUGUGCUUGAGAGUGGGCAAGCCCAUGAUGAAGACAUUCGUUACGCAUGCACAGGCCAGCAUGCAACAGUAUGCCCAGAAGGAUACUGAACCAGAAUAUUGGUUUGCCGUGCCACAGGAAAGGGCGGAUCACCUCUUCGCCUUCUUCGUGCAGUGGAGCCCCGAGGUGUACGGCAUGGAGGGAGGCGAGCCCGGCAAAGAGCCCGGCUUCGUGGUGGUGGAGAAGAGUGAGGAGUCCGACAUGAUCGACGACGUCUAUGACGAGGCCUCUGGGAAGGAAUGGGAGGUUGUUUCUGUCAGUGAGUACCAUCGCAGAAUUGAUGAACUUAAUUCGGGAGAACUCCGUAACCUCUGCAAACGUCUGAAGAUCGUGACUGCAGAUGAAGCAAAGAGGCAGCAUGGCCCAAUGGCUUCGACCAUUGAUCUAGGGCCAGAGGCAUGGAAACCAGUCCUCAACAGCUCCAGCUCCAUACUGGAACAGGAUCACAUAAAUAAGCUGGCAGCAAACCUUCCCCCUCGCACGGUGGGAUACCCAUGGACGCUCGCCUAUAGCACAUCCAAGCAUGGCAUGAGCCUUAAAACCCUCUACCGCACCAUGGUUGGUCUGGACUCCCCCAUGUUGCUUGUGAUUAAAGACACUGACCGGCAG
Messenger RNA from Callorhinchus milii (elephant shark), 2214 nucleotides. Its product is annotated as oxidation resistance protein 1-like. Gene Ontology annotation, biological process: response to oxidative stress. The record is from RefSeq and is a predicted model, not a curated record. Gene Ontology annotation, cellular component: nucleus. NCBI's taxonomy places the organism in Eukaryota, Metazoa, Chordata, Chondrichthyes, Chimaeriformes, Callorhinchidae.